GGGGGUCCUUUCCUCCGCCCGAGGGGCGCCGGUGCCCGGCGGAGCGGGCGCAUGGGGCGGCGUUCCGGGAGGCUCUCGCCCGCUCCCCCGCCGGAUGCUGCCGGGGCUGCUUUGGCUGCUGUUCUUCGCCGGCGAUGAAGGCGCUGCCUUGAAGAUGGAGAUGAUCUGUGUUUUAUUCCUCUCUCUGGUGCCGGCGUACAGCAGAGGACAAGGGGUUUACGCUCCUGCUCAGGCCCAAAUCAUCCAUGCUGGGCAGGCAUGUGUGGUGAAGGAGGACAACAUCAGCGAACGUGUUUACACGAUUCGAGAAGGGGACACGCUGGUCCUGCAGUGUCUGGUCACAGGACACCCCCGGCCACAGGUGAGAUGGACCAAAACAGCUGGCAGCGCGUCGGACAAAUUCCAAGAGACGUCAGUGCUUAACGAGACCCUUCGGAUUGAGAAGAUCCAAAGGCUGCAGGGGGGCCGCUAUUACUGUAAAGCAGAAAAUGGGGUUGGGGUUCCUGCCAUCAAGUCCAUUCGAGUAGAUGUGCAGUAUCUAGAUGAACCUGUCCUCACCGUUCACCAGACCAUCAGUGAUGUACGUGGCAGCUUCUACCAGGAGAAGACUGUCUUCCUCCGUUGCACUGUCAACUCCAACCCACCAGCUCGCUUCAUAUGGAAACGGGGAGCUGAGACUCUUUCCCACAGUCAGGACAAUGGCGUGGACAUCUAUGAACCCCUCUACACACAGGGUGAAACCAAAGUCCUGAAGCUGAAGAACCUGCGGCCCCAGGAUUAUGCCAGCUACACGUGCCAGGUGUCCGUCCGCAAUGUCUGCAGCAUCCCUGACAAAUCGAUCACCUUCCAGCUCACAAACACCACAGCCCCACCUGCCCUGAAACUGUCAGUCAAUGAAACAUUGGUGGUCAACCCUGGUGACAACGUCACUAUGCAGUGCUCUCUGACAGGCGGUGACCCACAGCCAGAGGUGCUUUGGUCUCAUUCUCCCGGCCCGCUGCCUCCCAAUAGCCUUGUGCAAGGAGGCAACCUCACCAUUUGGAGGAUCCGCGUGGAGGACUCAGGCUACUACAACUGCACAGCCAUCAACAACGUGGGGAAUCCAGCAAAGAAAACAGUGAACCUACUGGUGCGGUCCAUGAAGAAUGCCACGUUCCAAAUCACUCCUGAUGUGAUCAAAGAGAGUGAGACCAUCCAGUUAGGGCAGGACUUGAAACUCUCAUGCCACGUGGAUGCUGUCCCCCAGGAGAAGGUUGUCUACUCCUGGUACAAGAAUGGGAAACCAGCCAGGUUCUCAGACCGGUUACUCAUCACCCGGAAUGACCCUGAGCUCCCACCUGUGACCUGCAGCUUGGAGAUUAUCGACCUGAGAUUCAGUGACUAUGGCACCUACUUGUGUGUGGCCACCUUCCAGGGAGCACCCAUUCCUGACCUCAGCGUGGAGGUGAACAUCUCCUCAGAGACAGUGCCGCCAACCAUCAGUGUCCCCAAGGGUCAGUCUACCAUCACCGUCCGGGAGGGCUCCAGGGCUGAGCUGCAGUGUGAGGUUCGAGGGAAGCCUAAGCCACCCAUCAUCUGGUCCCGAGUAGAUAAGGAAACCCCCAUGCCUUCAGGGACAAUGACGGUGGAGACGUAUGAUGGGAAGCUGUGCCUGGAGAGUGUCAGCCGAGAAAUGAGCGGGACCUAUAAGUGCCAGACAGCCAGGUACAAUGGCUUUAACAUCAGACCCCGGGAAGCCCUGGUGCAGCUCAACGUGCAGUUUCCGCCGGUGGUGGAGCCAGCCUUCCAGGAUGUGCGCCAGGGCAUGGGGCGCAGCGUCACCCUGCGCUGCACCAUGCUGAAGGGCAGCCCCAUGAAGGUGGCCACCUCCGUCUGGCGCUUCAAUGGCACCCUGCUGGCACAGCCCCCAGCAGAGCAGCAGGACUACUCGGAGCUAAAAGUGGACAGCGUGAGCCAGGAGACCAGCGGCAGCUACGAGUGCAGCAUCUCCAACGAUGUGGGGGUCUCUGCCUGCCUCUUCCAGGUGUCUGCAAAAGCUUACAGCCCAGAGUUUUACUAUGACACUCCAAACCCCACCUUGAGCCAGAAGCAAUCCAAGAAUUACUCUUACAUCUUGCAGUGGACACAGAAGGAACCUGAUGCUGUGGAUCCUAUCCUCAAGUAUCGCCUGGAAGUCAGGCAGCUGGCUCAGCGAAACACCAUCCAAACCUUCAUUCCUGUACAGAAAAUGGAGAAGGGCCUGUUGCUGGAGCACAUCCUGCCCAACCUGAAAGUGCCUCAGAGCUACGAAGUUCGCUUGACACCUAUCACCAGCUUUGGGGCUGGCGAUAUGGCUGCCCGCAUCAUCCGGUACAUGGAACCAAUCAACUAUCCCAGCCCAACAGAUAACACCUGUCGCUUUGAGGAUGAGAAGAUCUGCGGCUUUGUGCAGGACAAGAUGGACAACUUUGACUGGACGCGGCAGAACGCCCUGACCCAGAACCCCAAGCGUACUGUCAACACGGGGCCACCCACGGACAUCAGCGGUACGCCAGAGGGUUAUUACAUGUUCAUCGAGGCUUCUCGCCCCCGGGUGACAGGAGACAAAGCCCGACUGAUCAGCCCACUGUACAACAUCACAGCCAAGUACUACUGUGUCUCCUUCUACUACCACAUGUAUGGCAAGCACAUUGGCUCCUUGAAUCUGCUGGUUCGCGUGCGGAACAAGCGGGCCAUCGACACCCAGGUGUGGUCACUCAGCGGGAACCGGGGGAACAUGUGGCAGCAAGCACACGUGCCCAUCAACCCUCCUGGGCCCUUCCAGAUCAUCUUCGAAGGUGUCCGGGGCACGAGCUAUGAGGGGGACAUUGCCAUUGAUGACGUCACUCUGAAAAAGGGAGACUGUCCGAGGAAGCCAAUUGGACCAAAUAAGGCGGUUGCUCUUCCAGGAAAUGGUGUCCCAGCCCAGUAUGGCCCUUGUCUUUGCGGCCCAUUGACUUUCUUCCUUUACAUGCUUCUCAGAUGAUGGCAAGUGAGCGCUCCUGUCUUCAGACCGAGACAUUCCUGCUCCUUUCCUACUCAGCCACCUCUGCUCCUCUUCCUCCCCUCCUCACUGGCACACCAAAGUGUCCAUACGUUACCAAAGACUGACAGGCAUGACCACGCAAAGGGAUCUGGUUCAGAACUGGAGCACUCCUUGAGAAAGUCAUAAUGUCUAAGACAAAAUUAAAAAAUAAAGACAAUUUUUUUUAAAAAGCACGUGCACAAGAGAGUGAGAGAAAGAGAGGAAGGAAGGAAACAGAAACACAGGAAAGAAGGAAUUAAAGACAAAAAAAAGAAUGAAGAAAUGUGAAGAGCAAAUGAAGGAGGAAAAAACUACCACUAUAUUUCCUUGGGAAUGUCGGACAGGGCUUCCUCAGGGAAGUGGGAACUUGUUUUAAACAAACAAACAAAAAUAUAUUAAAGCACAAAUUUCUACCA
Molecule: messenger RNA, 3459 nt
Organism: Numida meleagris (helmeted guineafowl)
Lineage: Eukaryota; Metazoa; Chordata; Aves; Galliformes; Numididae
Gene: MDGA1
Product: MAM domain containing glycosylphosphatidylinositol anchor 1
Exons: 17
Coding region: 95-3004 (969 amino acids)
Biological process (GO): synapse organization; homophilic cell-cell adhesion
Cellular component (GO): neuronal cell body; plasma membrane; axon
Molecular function (GO): axon guidance receptor activity; protein binding
Source: RefSeq, a predicted model, not a curated record